Molecule: messenger RNA, 1689 nt
Organism: Pseudovirgaria hyperparasitica
Lineage: Eukaryota; Fungi; Ascomycota; Dothideomycetes; Acrospermales; Acrospermaceae
Product: putative P450 monooxygenase
Exons: 3
Coding region: 1-1689 (562 amino acids)
Molecular function (GO): heme binding; monooxygenase activity; iron ion binding
Source: RefSeq, a predicted model, not a curated record
AUGGCCCCGCAGAACCCUUCGAACGCAGUGGCUUGCUUGCUGCUGGGGAUUGUGGAAGCUUUCCUAUGGAAUAACUUCUACGACCCUAACCUGCUCUUCUCGAGGAUUAUCAUUCGCGCGUCGAUUUUCAAUAUCGUGGUCUGGCUGGGGUAUUGUUCGUUUAUAUACCCCAACUUUGUCAGUCCGCUGAGGCAUCUGCCGGGACCAAAGAAUGAAAUUCCCAUCAUCGGAUCUGGCUUCAAGGCCUUUAGGAAGCCAAUCGGUGGCUAUCACCUCAAGAUGAUUCGUGAGGUUCCCACAGAGAACGGCCUCAUUCACUAUCAUGGCUUCUUUGGCACCGACUCACUCUUCCUCGCUGGACCACGCGCCAUCGCUGAUGUUUUCGUCCACAAGCCAUAUGACUUCGUAAAGCCAGAGCGAGUAAUCAAGUUCUUAUCGACUGUCUUAGGAGACGGUCUUUUGUUGGCCGAGGACGACGAGCACAAGUUUCAACGUAAGAAGAUCAUGCCCAGCUUCAGCUUCAGGCACAUCAAAGACUUGUAUCCGAUUUUCUGGAAGAAAAGCAAAGGUCUAGUCGAGGCCAUAUCAUCAGAGAUCCACGAGAACCCGUCGACAUGGAGCGGCGGAGACGAUAAGGGAGGCCCGUGUGGAAAGGUCGAAAUGAACCAUCUUGCGACACUGGCUACUUUUGACAUCAUCGGCCUUGCCGGUCUGGGCCACGACUUCAACACCCUCAAGGAUGAGAAACACGAGCUCGUCGACACUUACGAGCAACUGCUCGAGACGUCCACUGAGAAGGCUAUCUACUUCGCCGCAAACAUGAUUCUUGGAAAUAAGACAGUGCAGAUGUUGCCAUGGAAGGAGAACGAGAGGAUGAAGCACAGCGCCACCACGCUGCGCAAGAAUUGCGAUCUCCUAGUCCAGCAAAAGAAAGCUGCCAUGAAGACCGGGGAGGAUUCCGACCACGUCGACAUCCUCAGUAUCUUACUCAAGUCAAACGACUUCUCAGACCACAAUCUCAGCGACCAACUCCUCACAUUCCUCGCUGCAGGCCACGAAACCACCUCCUCGGCCCUGACAUGGACCACCUACAACCUCGCCACACACCCUGAAAAACAAGCAAAACUCCGCGCCGAGUUACGCGACGCUCUGCCCCAACGCGGCGGCGUCUGGAACGAUGACCUUCCACUCACCCAAACCCUUGAGUCCCUCCCAUACCUGAACGCCGUCUGCAACGAAGUCCUCCGCCUCUUCCCGACCGUCCCCAUCACCAUCCGUGAAAACGUCCGAGACACGACCAUCGCCGGGACCUUUGUGCCCAAGGGCACGAGGAUUUUCAUAUCGCCCUGGGCAGUCAACCGAUCGCCGCAUUUCUGGGGUGCGGACGCCGAGAAGUUUGUUCCGGAGCGCUGGAUCGAUGCUGAGACUGGUAAAGUGACGAACGAAGGCGGUGCAGUGACGCAUGAUGGAAAAGGCGCGAAUUAUGUGAAUCUGACUUUUUUGCAUGGGCCGCGGAGUUGCAUUGGGCAGGGUUUUGCGAAGAGUGAAUUGAGGGCGCUGGUGGCGGCGGUUGUGCGGAGUUUUGAGUUUGAGCUUUGGAAUAAGGAGCAGGAGGUAGAGGUUGUCGGGGUCAUCACGACCAAGCCCAAGGGUGGUAUGUUGUUAAAGGUCAGGGAGACAUUAGAUUGA